This is a messenger RNA of Ziziphus jujuba (common jujube), 2297 nucleotides long. Its product is annotated as tRNA threonylcarbamoyladenosine dehydratase. Gene Ontology annotation, cellular component: plastid. Gene Ontology annotation, biological process: cyclic threonylcarbamoyladenosine biosynthetic process. NCBI's taxonomy places the organism in Eukaryota, Viridiplantae, Streptophyta, Magnoliopsida, Rosales, Rhamnaceae. The record is from RefSeq and is a predicted model, not a curated record. Gene Ontology annotation, molecular function: tRNA threonylcarbamoyladenosine dehydratase activity; ubiquitin-like modifier activating enzyme activity.
AUGGAGGAUAGAGCGAAGAGCUUGGCAUUGGUUGGAGUCGGAGCUCCUUUGGACUCAGUUUCUACCAUUGCUCUUCUCAAGCUUCUUUCGAGGCUACUGAAUUGGAGACUAAGUCACCAUUUCAAUAAGGUAAAAAGGCUUUUGUCUGAGACACAUACAAGAUGCAAUGAGGUUUCUUCGGAUGGAAAUGAUGGGAUGGCUUGUGCAAAUCUGCUAAAUGACGAGAUAGUUUCUGAACAACUAACCAGGAACAUUCAAUUUUUUGGCCUUGAGUCUCAACAGAAAGUGACUACAUCCUAUGGUGUCAUUGGUCUUGGAGGAGUUGGAAGUCAUACGGCUUCAAUGCUUUUAUCGUCAGGAGUUGGCAGGCUUCUUCUCGUGGACUUUGACCAGGUAUCACUUUCAUCACUGAAUCGACAUGCUGUUGCAAAAAGAGCAGAUGCUGGUAUUCCAAAAGCCCAGUGCCUCAAAGAACAUUUCUCAUCAAUCUUUCCAGAGUGCCAUAUCAAAGCAAAGGUGUUACUGUAUGAUGCAUCAUCUGCAGAAGAGAUCCUUUCAGGUUGGCCUGAUUUUGUUUUGGAUUGCAUUGAUAAGAUUGACACGAAGGUGGCACUUCUUGCUGCAUGUGUAUGUAGGGGUUUGAAGGUUCUAUCAGCAACAGAAGCUGGUGCUAGAGCUGACCCAACAAGAAUUCAUGUUGCUGAUUUGAGAGAAUCUACGAACGACCCAUUAUCUCGAUAUGUAAAGGUGCUGGCUUUUUCUAAUUAUGGCAUUGAUGGUGGAAUUCCUGUUGUUUUUUCUUUAGAGAAACCCAAUGCAAAGCUUCUUCCAUUCAAAGGACCUAGUGGAGAAGAAAAUCCUUCAGAUUAUCAGAUAGUACCAGGUUUUAGAGUUCAUAUCAUUCCUGUCUUGGGGACCAUUCCUGCAAUUUUUGGACAGGUCAUGGCCUCCUAUGUUGUUACGCAACUGGCAGGGUUGCAAGUUCAAACAGAACCUGUGGUAAGUUUGGAUGUGGAUCAUUAUCGGACUCUUCAUCAAUGUCUUAUUGAGCAUGAGGAGUCACUGUAUGGUACUGCCAUGCAAGUCCAGGUUGAUGUGGAUGAAGCCAUGUAUAUUGCAAAAGAGUUGUGGCAUGGACGAAGUGCUAGAGAGCUUUUUGCAAAAGAUGUAGAACGUGGAAUGUGGAGAUCUUUUAAUGAAUUGAUGCUUGUGAGGUGGGAUAGGCAAAAAAUGGCAUCUGUCUCCAACUUAAUUCUUUUGAAAUUUAAAAAGGCAGAUGAACAUGAAUCAAUGACACUCGAUGAUAUUAAAGAAAAGGAACCAUAAUUUUUCAAUAGGGUGACAUCUGUGCUGAAGCGAGCUGAACUAGAGUUUGAUUUAUGACUACAUUGAAUCUCCUUUUUCCAUCUUCAGCUCUAGUUCAGGGGUAUUACCUUUCCUGUCCUUUCGUUGGUUUUAUAUGUGGAAAACUUUGUUCCUAUAUGUAUAGUACCCACCCAAGAGGAGGACCGGGGUCAGAAAGAAAUAUUUUUAUCAAUCCCAGAACAUGAAAGUCCUAGUAAGCCAAUGAAAAUGAGCAUAGCAAACAUACUCACGUAGAAAAUCCUGUAGCGCUUUUAGAUUUUUGCUUGUAUGCCAUAUGUUUAUUUGAAUGAGGAUAGGUUUUUGCAGGUUAAUUGAAAUCAACAUGGAAUUCAAUUCAUAUAACUAAAAACUUUUGCCAGCAUGUUAUCCUGCUAAUAGUAUAAAUGAGAAUCAAGUUAAGCCUUGAUUUAAUUUGACUGAGCUGGUUGGUUAGAGCACGGUGAUCCGGUUUUUCCUCAACAUUUGGCAUUAAACAAAGAAUAAACUGGAUAAAUUUUCCUGCACUGCAGAUUGACAAAAAUGAAACGUUAUAACUGAAAACAGGACAAACAGUAUUAGAGGCCUGUAAACCCCAAGGAAAUUAGAGAGAUAUGCAUUCUUAUAUGAAAAAGACAAUAAAAUCCCUUGUGAUAUUAUUGACUUUGGCGUUGAAAUGUUGUCAUUCACCAUAUUGGUGCCUUUUGCAGUUCUCUUGUUUUCCUUGCUGUCCUCUGGCGUUACAUCAAAGUGGUUAGUGACAAAACAUAUUACAUCACCUAAUAUGUGAAAUUUAACUUUCAAUGCCAUAUAAAGCGUAAAGCGUAAGAAAAAAGGACAUUAAAUGUAGUUAAAACUAGCCUAAUAGCAUCAACACUUUUUUUUUUUACUUUUUUUUUUGGUUCCCCCUAGGUUUCAAUUGUUUAUUUAUUUUUUUUCUCCAGUUAAACCUUUUU